AGGCGAACGAGUGCUUUCUGUCUUCUCCUCUUUCCGUUUUUUAGGUCUCUCUCUAUUGCAAUAUCUGUUCUUCCAUCCCCUCUCUUUGAUCCUUCUCUGUUUUUUUUUUUCCUGAUUUUUGAAAAGAGAAAGAGAAGUCAUGGCAGAUCAGCUCACGGACGACCAGAUCUCUGAGUUCAAGGAGGCUUUCAGCUUGUUCGACAAGGAUGGAGACGGUUGCAUCACAACAAAGGAGCUGGGAACUGUGAUGAGAUCACUGGGGCAGAACCCAACAGAAGCUGAGCUACAGGACAUGAUAAAUGAGGUGGAUGCAGAUGGGAAUGGAACCAUCGAUUUCCCAGAGUUUCUCAACCUUAUGGCACGGAAGAUGAAGGACACCGAUUCUGAGGAGGAGCUCAAAGAGGCUUUCAGGGUGUUUGACAAGGACCAGAAUGGCUUCAUCUCUGCUGCCGAGCUGCGCCAUGUUAUGACCAAUCUUGGUGAGAAGCUCACAGAUGAGGAGGUUGAUGAGAUGAUCCGUGAGGCUGAUGUCGAUGGGGAUGGACAGAUCAACUACGAGGAGUUUGUCAAGGUCAUGAUGGCCAAGUGAGAACCCAAUCCACCAAUCCCAAAAG
Messenger RNA from Telopea speciosissima, 614 nucleotides. Its product is annotated as calmodulin-7. Gene Ontology annotation, molecular function: enzyme regulator activity; calcium ion binding. Lineage: Eukaryota; Viridiplantae; Streptophyta; Magnoliopsida; Proteales; Proteaceae. The transcript is spliced from 2 exons. The record is from RefSeq and is a predicted model, not a curated record. The coding region runs from base 140 to 589 and encodes 149 amino acids.